Molecule: messenger RNA, 1957 nt
Organism: Ciona intestinalis (vase tunicate)
Lineage: Eukaryota; Metazoa; Chordata; Ascidiacea; Phlebobranchia; Cionidae
Source: RefSeq, a predicted model, not a curated record
UUACAACAUUUUAAUCACGUUCCAUAAUCCCACAGACCAAUCAACACAAUGCUUGAGAACUUCGGCCAUAAAGUACCGAUGGAAAUCCAUGAGACGAAUACUGAGGCAAGUCAAACAACACAAGUCGCUACGUGCGUGGCUGAUCAAGAUUGUUCAUUGGCAGGAAGUGAUUGUGAUGAGAAUACGAAGUCUCGACCCAAAGGCGCCGAACAACGCGACGACUCGACCGACCCGACUGUUACGUCACAAGCGGAGGGUAGCGAUACCGGGAAUUCACCUGUUUAUACGAAAGUGAAUUUGGAGUCGAGGAAGAGUCACGUGACAGCGAGUGCUGGUUCUGAAGAGGUCUCAGUUUAUCAUAAACUUGAUUAUGUGACGGGGGAUGUGGCGACUAGUAGAGUUAGCUUUGUACGAAAGUCACCGGGACCGGAACGGAAUAAAUCUGUUGAUUAUUUUCAUGAAGUUUUAUUGCGUUGGGGACCAAAGCUCCCCGAAGAUGGUGACUACGAUCACCUCGAUAGCGACUUUAGCGGCCGUUUCAGGAUCACGCACAAAUUGAGACGACCAACUGACGUCAACGGGAAAUCCCCAGAGGAGGAACACAAAUCAAAACCGACGGUAAAAAGUAGAAGUUUGUUCAAUGUUGGGAACAGUAAUAAGAAAGAGAAGCCAAGAUUAAAGAAAACGACGAUUUAAUGACGUUGUUGAUAAAUAAAUGAACAGUUUUAUCGAAUGUUUUAAUCGUACACCUUCUUUGAAAUAAAAUAUCAAAUGUGUGAUUUCAGGUUAUUUGAUUACGAAGUUUUAAAUAACCUUAACAAAACGUGUAUUAGCAUGGGAGUGGCAACCAUGGAUAAGUCACUCAAAUUUUAAUUCAUAGAGAACUAAACGACCAAACCAACCAAAAGUCAGGUCUGCUUAUCCACACACUGCAAUAGCUUUAGCAACUUGACUGUGGGCAUGUGAGUGGCAACCAUAGAUAAGUCACUAUAGUUGUAAAUAACUGGACCAACCAAAAGGUUUUUAAAAAAUAAAACCUUUACUUUAGAAAACUUAGUAAACCACAUAAACCAAACUAUUACAUGAAAGUUUUGUAUUUUGAUAUCAAAGCAAUUAUACAAUAUAUACAACAGAGUGAAACUGUAAUGGGGGCCAGCGUAUACAAGAUACAAAGAUAAGCAAGCGACUAUUUACAGCAUAAAAAUAUUAACAAAUAUACAAUAAUGUACAGGUUUCUUCUACAUGGCUUUUGGUUAACUAGUUUGAUAUUUCUUUCAAAAAUGCUUUCCAGUUUUGGAGUUUUAGAAAUGGCGGAAGACUUUUGUAAUGUUGUGUCGUGGAAUUCCUGAUGGCAUUUUUAAUUUUCUGAUGACGUAUUUAAUUUUCUGAUGACGUAUUUUUAAUUGCUCAGGACGUUGUUUCUUUUCAUUGUUACGCUUGAUCUUAGAUAGAUUGUGACAUCAUAAAUCCAUUGUUUUGAAAUAUCCCAUCCAAUUGUUACGUCAUAUAGAUAUCAUUGUGACAUGAGAUUCCAAACUCGAUGUGAAGAAAUCACAACAGCGAGUUUUAUUUAUAAGAUUUCGCGAAACUUUUUGUUUGUUACGUCACAGUUCGCACCAAUGCUACAUGUUUGUUUAUAAGAUUUCAAUGUUUAUGUUCGUCGCGAUGUUCAAACAGCUUCUGUGACGUCACAGAAGCGACCGCUUUGAAGCGCGAUCGCUUCGCCAUAUUUGGAUAAAGUAUAAACGUGUUUCCAAUUGUUAGGAACACCAUAGACAAUUGUUAUUGUUCUGAUAAUUGGAAUCGGCAAAUCUCGGUGACCUCGAUUCGACUAUGACGUCACAGACGGUAAUUGGAAAUCGCCGUUUAGGGGAAAACAAAAUUUCGUGGUUUAGAAUUCGAGUUUUAGUUGAUAUUCGAGACAAGCAUUAUUAUUCUAUUAUGACGUCACUAAAAC